Molecule: messenger RNA, 1120 nt
Organism: Cryptococcus amylolentus CBS 6039
Lineage: Eukaryota; Fungi; Basidiomycota; Tremellomycetes; Tremellales; Cryptococcaceae
Exons: 7
Coding region: 19-771 (250 amino acids)
Biological process (GO): protein geranylgeranylation
Cellular component (GO): cytoplasm; Rab-protein geranylgeranyltransferase complex
Molecular function (GO): Rab geranylgeranyltransferase activity
Source: RefSeq, a predicted model, not a curated record
CAACAAACAGGAGACAGCAUGCACGGAGUGAAACGAACCCGCCUCACAUCACAAGCCGCCGCUGCCAAACGCGCAAAGGAGCAAGUCAAGGUGGACGCGUACCUUGCCCUACAAAAGGAGGUUCUCGAGCUUAAACAAGCCGGCGAUUACUCUGAAGGGGCUCUUGGAAAGACGAAUCAAUUACUUGAUCUGAAUCCAGAGUUCUAUACUAUCUGGAACUACCGCAGAAAUAUACUACUGGCUCUCUUUCCUUCAUUAACGUCCGAAGAUAUUGUGACGUACCUCGCCAACGACCUUCGCCUCACGACGUCUUACCUCCUCGUCCAUCCGAAGGUCUACUGGAUAUGGACACACCGCAAAUGGUGCCUUCAGUCUGUGCCAGCUGGGCCAGGGGAUAGCCAAGAGUGGCGAAAGAAGUUUUGGGAUGGCGAGAUGAAGCUUGUGGACAAGAUGUUGGACGCUGAUGCGCGGAACUUCCACGCCUGGGGCUACAGAAAAUAUGUCUUGGAAUCCCUCCCUACCAAACGCCCCCUCUCCGCUGAGCUAAACUAUACCCAGUCCAAAAUUGAGUCCAACUUUUCCAACUUUUCUGCUUGGCACUAUAGAACCAAAACCUUGGCCGCCAUGUGGGAAGAAUCGGGUGCGACAGAGGAUGAAAUCAACAAGACAAAGGAUGAAGAAUUUGAACUGGUGGCACAGGCGCUUUGGACAGACCCCGGAGAUCAGAGUGGGUGGCUGUACCAUCGAUGGUUAGUAGGGCCGAGUAAGUGAAUGCGCUCUGUCGUGUAAUACCCAGCACUUAUCCGACACAGCGCCACCUAAGGAGGUACUUGAGCGUGAACUCAAGAAUAUUCAAGACCUCUUUGAAGCGGAACCUGACUCUAAAUGGUGUAUGAAUGCCCUUGCUCAUUACACUCUUCUUCUGGCGCAGCAACCAUCAACAUCAGAAGAAGAGGCUAUCAGCAUUAGACAAAGGGCCAAGGGACUGUAUGAAAAAUUGAUUGACGUUGAUUCGGAUCGAAAGGAAAGGUAUAAAGAUAUGGCUGCUUCUUGUGUUGAGGAAUGAGUAACAUAGAAAUAGUGAAUCUAUGUAUAAUAUGGAUGCAUGUUAUUGUGCAAG